AUGGGCAAAUUUACUCAAAGCAGAUACCGAAGCAGUGAUUAUGAUGGUAGUAGGAAAUCCCAAUAUUCUCAUAGAGAACCCUAUCAUCAAACAAGAAGAGAAGAAACAAGACCACGUUAUCGUGGUGAGGAGGAUGAUCAAUAUUAUCGUUCAAAAUCUUAUCAAAAUAAUGAAUCCUCAUCGUCUUACUAUUUUGAUAAAUCAUCAUCAAACAGAUCGUAUCAUAACUCAAAUUAUAGAGGCUCAUCAUCAAGGACGAGAACAAAUUCCUAUAAAGAAGAACGCACAUAUCGACAAGAGGACACAACAAGAAGAAACCACAAACGAUUGAAUGAGAAACCCGAAGAAGAACAAAGAGAAAGCAGCAAAACCACUACUUCUCCAGCACAAGAUAUAGAAUAUGAGGUUACUCUUUCCGAUGAGGAGGAAAUCGCAAAACUGGGUAGCACUACUAAUAUGCAAGAGAAAACAAAGGACAAGUCCAAUUCAUCGGACUCACCUACCUCAAGCAACAAUGAGGAAAUAAUAUUUGAUUUUAGAAAUUCAAAACGAGUGAUUGCAAUGAUACAAAAACUAUGUAUUGAGAAAAAACUCACAAAAGAGAACAAUGACUUUAGAAGUAUUUUGAAAGAAAAAUUAAUUUCAACCAUACUCUCUCAAACUAGAGAAUUUUUGGAAGACAACACAGAUGAAAAAUUUAUUAGAAACUUUGAGCAAUACAUGACAAGGCGAAUGAUUUAUCGAACUACCAACCACGCCAUUCAGUUUUUUGUGAAAAAAACAGAGGUACAAAAGAAAAAGACCAAGGAUGAAACAUUCUUUGAAUUUUUGGAGCAAUUAGUUCUUCAUUUUGAGUGGGAUUCUAAUGGAUUACAUGGUGUGUUGCUAGAACCAGUUCAAUGUUUGUUUUUUACAAAUGAAGGACAGAAGAGCUAUGAUUUUGAAUCAGCCUUCAUGGUUAUUUAUACAAAAAAACCCAAUGAAAAAAAGUCAGGCUUUAAUUUCAGAUUUUUGAUGUGCCGCAUUGAGGAUGGAACUCUAAGUUUUCCAGGUGGAAAAAAGUUGUACAAGUCUGAGUCUUUUGAUGACUGCAUAAGCAGAGAAUUGAACGAAGAGCUCUAUGGAGUUAAUGUGCAUGCUGCAUCGUCCAUUAAACGAGGUCCACUAUGUUGGAUGGCCAACAAUGCAAUUUAUGCUCACGAGAUUCAAUGGAAGGAGGCAAUGAAAAUCCAACAAAAGAUUGAAAGCAAUUACAACAAACUGAAAAAAGAUGGAGCGAUCAUGGAAUAUUCAAUUAAUCGCGUGUUUGACUCGAGCAUUCUUGAAUCACCCACUCUAGAUUUGGAUAAGGUAUUGGAGCAAAUUAAGAAAUUCAAGUAUGCAGAGGAAAUUGUUGCAUUUAAAUGGAUGAAUGACGACGCAGUUAGUCAGAUGGAUGGAAAUCGAAGUUAUUUCUUGAAGCAAGUCUGUCGAUUAUUUAAAACCAAUAUUGAAAAACAACUCGCCGAGGCAGAAAUGAAACGUGCACAAAAAAAGCCAAUAACCAAGAAGGAGAAGAUGAAGAAAAAGCAACACAAAAAGAAAAAGAAAUGA
Naegleria lovaniensis is the source of this 1593-nucleotide messenger RNA. RefSeq lists its product as uncharacterized. NCBI's taxonomy places the organism in Eukaryota, Heterolobosea, Eutetramitea, Acrasida, Naegleriidae. The coding region runs from base 1 to 1593 and encodes 530 amino acids. The transcript has a single exon. The record is from RefSeq and is a predicted model, not a curated record.